Danio aesculapii is the source of this 1917-nucleotide messenger RNA. It is a transcript of the gene tbx5a, whose product is annotated as T-box transcription factor 5a. Gene Ontology annotation, molecular function: RNA polymerase II cis-regulatory region sequence-specific DNA binding; DNA-binding transcription factor activity, RNA polymerase II-specific. Gene Ontology annotation, biological process: positive regulation of DNA-templated transcription; regulation of transcription by RNA polymerase II; pattern specification process. NCBI's taxonomy places the organism in Eukaryota, Metazoa, Chordata, Actinopteri, Cypriniformes, Danionidae. The transcript has 9 exons. Gene Ontology annotation, cellular component: nucleus. Bases 307 to 1785 code for a protein of 492 amino acids. The record is from RefSeq and is a predicted model, not a curated record.
UACUGGCGAUAGCGCAAGUCCGUCACUAGCACUAGCAGAUCUUGCUUUGUUUAAUCGAGAUAUUGGCGGAUGAAGAUUCCUGCUUCCUUGAGGACAUCGAGGAAAUCUAUGGAUUCACCGAGCAGAAUCCCGUGAGCUUCGCGCUUGGAAUAUAUUUGACAUUCAAAGAGGGAAGUUCGCUAUCAGACGGCUAGUGCUGGGACCUGACCCGAGCUCUUCAGGCUGUUUGUUUUGGUUGUUUAGGGAUUUGACCAGCGGGAUCAGAAUUUAAGGCCUCACGGUCGACAUCGUACAGGCCUCUCCGACAUGGCGGACAGCGAAGACACCUUUCGGCUCCAAAACUCUCCCGGUGACAGCGACGCUAAAGAUUUACAAAACGAAGGAAAACCAGACAAACAGAACGGAGCCGUUAGCAAAUCCCCGUCAUCACAGACUACAUACAUCCAACAGGGAAUGGAGGGAAUCAAAGUUUACUUGCACGAGCGAGAGCUGUGGACAAAGUUUCAUGAAGUGGGAACAGAAAUGAUCAUCACCAAAGCAGGGAGGCGGAUGUUCCCCAGCUUCAAAGUGAAGGUCACCGGGUUGAACCCCAAAACCAAAUACAUUCUGCUGAUGGAUGUUGUGCCAGCGGACGAUCACCGCUAUAAAUUCGCCGAUAACAAAUGGUCUGUGACUGGGAAAGCAGAGCCUGCGAUGCCCGGACGGCUUUAUGUCCAUCCAGACUCUCCGGCCACCGGCGCUCACUGGAUGAGGCAACUGGUGUCUUUCCAGAAACUCAAACUCACAAACAACCAUCUGGAUCCCUUCGGGCACAUCAUCUUGAACUCCAUGCAUAAAUAUCAACCCCGGAUCCACAUCGUCAAGGCGGAUGAAAACAAUGGAUUCGGAUCCAAAAACACCGCUUUCUGCACUCACGUGUUCCCGGAGACCGCGUUCAUUGCGGUCACAUCUUACCAAAACCACAAGAUCACUCAGCUGAAGAUCGAGAAUAAUCCCUUCGCUAAGGGCUUCCGUGGCAGUGACGAUAUGGAGCUGCAUCGCAUGUCAAGAAUGCAGAGCACUAAGGAGUACCCGGUGGUUCCUCGCAGCACUGUGCGGCAGCGUGUGGGCAGCAGUCAGAGCCCGUUCAGCGGAGACGUCCAGGGUCUGUCGGCAUCCGGAGCCAUAAACUCACAGUAUUCCUGCGAGAACGGCGUCUCCAGCACAUCUCAGGACCUGCUGCCUCAGUCCAGCUCCUACCACGAACACACACAGGACUUCCACUGCAUCAAGAGGAAAGUGGAGGAUGAGUGUCCCGCGGGAGAACACCCCUAUAAGAAGCCGUAUGUGGAGAGUUCCUCAAGCGAGGAUGACCACUACUACCGGCCCCUCAGCUACUCUCAGUCUCUGGGUCUGAGCGGCGGCGCCCCCUACAGGCCUGAGUCCAGCCAGCGCCAGGCCUGCAUGUACGCCAGCGCCCCGCAACCACCGGAACCCGUGCCCAGCCUGGAGGACAUCAGCUGGCCGGGCGUCCCGCCGUACAGCGUCCCGCAGAUGGAGAGGCUGCCGUACCAGCAUCAUUUCUCAGCGCACUUCGCCUCCAGGCAGAUGCCGGAAGCACACGGCAUGUACGCGGGCUCCGUGUCCCAUCAGUGCAGCCCCAGCGGGGGGAUCCAGUCUCCCAGCGCCGGCCUACAAGGAAACGAGUAUCUGUACGCUCACGGGCUGCAGCGCACACUGUCCCCGCAUCAGUACCACACCGUGCACAGUGUCAGCAUUAUGCACGACUGGAAUGAAGCCAGCUAACAUGCAGAAGUGGAUUACAGUAGAGGUACAGGAGUAUUGAACACAUCACACAUUUCUUUAAGAAUAAAUACUUUUCUUUUAUUGAAUCUUUAUUUUUAAAAUUGAAAACACAUUAAAACAAAGCAGCAAACA